UCUCUGCGGUUAUGAAACACUGAAACGUCAGAUUCAUCAACAAAAAUUUGUAAACCAUCGGAAAAAAUCAAUUUUUACACUGGAAUAGCAGCUUUAGGCUCGAAAUUAUUAUUACUUCAAGUUAGUCUGGUCCAUUAAAACAAGUCGUUAUGAGUGAGCUUUCAGUGCAAGACGACCGAAGACUUUGGAUAGGUAAUCUGGACAGUCGAGUAACUGAGUAUCAACUAUUGAAAAUUGCGCAAAAAUGCGGGAAAAUUGAUAAGUUCGACAUGUUGUUUCAUCGUUCUGGGCCAAUGGCCGGAUACCCCCGAGGCUACGCUUUCGUGACAUAUGAAAGGCAAAAAGACUCCGAAGCGGCAUUAGAAAUAUUAAACGGCAAGUUGGUCGGGGACAAACACAUGGUCGUUCGGUGGGCCAAAAAUGUGAACCGCGAUGAAAUGGAGAAAACAAAGCCAAAACUACAGAUACCUGCUCUAGCUGGGGGAUCCAAAGCCGGCCCCAGCGGUCCGGUUAGUCAGCAGACCAAAAUUCAAGCCCUGGAGGCCAAACUUAAGCUGAUGGAAAGUCGAUCGGAUGAUCUGAUAAUCAACAAAAGUAUUACCAAUGAAAAAGCGAUUAUCGAGAAGUAUCAGUUCAACAAAACUCAGCCUCACCAUCAGCAGCAUCGGAUGGAUUCUUCCAAGAUGAAACGCAACAUGAAUCGUGGGGGGAGAAAUGGUCCGUACAAGUCUAGUAGGUUUAAAUAGAGGGGCAAGGAUCCAGUUUUCGUACGCUUAGCUAGCAUAAAUGUAGGGCAUCUUUCGAUUCUAUUUCACUGCAUGUUUGUCAAUCUCAUGAAGGGGUAAUCGUACCCUUACUCAUCUCAAAUGCACCAUUUUGGUGUCAUGUGUUGAAGGAAAAACUCAUUGGAGACCUGCUAUCUCAGUCGUUCAACGCUUUGGAACAAAGAAUACGAUGAAAAUUCACAUCGAGUUUUUACGUCGUCUGUAUUGGAAAAUAUUGGCACUGAAUACAUCGCAAUCCGUUGACUGUAUACCGAGUAAUCAGCAAAGUUAUGUGAUGGUUCGACUAAUGAGAUGACCGGUCGUACAAUUACCCUAUUUUAAAAAUUUCUAUACGCAUCUAUCAGCAGUUUAUUAGUGAAUGAUUUUUUUUACAAUAUAUAUAUUUAAACUACUGACUAAUUUACUAAUUUUAAGGUUAAUAAACUAGAACAUUGUUCUAAUCCUUCAUUUGA
Messenger RNA from Malaya genurostris, 1237 nucleotides. Its product is annotated as probable RNA-binding protein 18. The transcript has 4 exons. Lineage: Eukaryota; Metazoa; Arthropoda; Insecta; Diptera; Culicidae. The record is from RefSeq and is a predicted model, not a curated record. Gene Ontology annotation, molecular function: RNA binding. The coding region runs from base 150 to 746 and encodes 198 amino acids.